CCGAACGGAAUAGCAAUGAAUCGUUGGCUGACCGUAGUUUUCCUGGUGGCUUCCGUUGGAGGAGCCUUAUCGCUGUACACUGCCGUUUCGGUAGGUUCCGGAGGACUAGCCAGCGUAGCUACUAAUCUGAAAUCGUUGUCUGUCGUACUAAACAACUAUUACACCGCCCUCAACACUGGAAGAACAUUGGUGAACGCUACUCUGAACGAUCUGGGGUAUUAUGUGGAUGUAACCUAUGCUGGAUUGAACAAAGCCUACGGAGCUAGCCAAAUGAGCUUGUCAGGAUUUUUGUCGACUGUUCAGUACUUCAACCAGUCCUUGCAAACCGGAGAACAGAUGGUCAACAUGCAGAUAUCUACGGACCUGUCCCAACUUACCAGCACGCUCCAGCAGGCAAUUGACACGAUCAUCCAAACCUACUCAUCCUCGUUGUACACGCUGAGCUCUUCCAUGAACGGAGUGUUCAACAUGGACAUUUGUGUUGCCAAAAAUGUGACUCAGAUGAUCAACAUUCCCAGCUCUAUCGGCAAAUUGGGUUCAUGCCUUCAACAAGAGGUCAACACCGCCAAAGCAAUCACCCCAAUCAUUGUGUCUACCAUCAAAAUGUUCAAGAAUGAUCUUAAGGCACUCAAUGCUCAGCUGCAAAUCUGCCAGCCCACAUCCAACUCGUGUAUCGAUCAGUACUUUAUGAACAUUUACUCGGAAAUGAGCACGAUUCAGAGUGCUUUGAGCAUGGUGCAACAAUUUAUCAGUUCUGCCCAACAAGACGCUUCAACGCGUAACCGAAUCUGCUCUGAUCUGGUCACCGGUGACAUUCAGGACGCGAUUCAGAACAUUCAAUCGGCGGUGAGCAGCUGUUCAUACCCAAUGUAUUAA
This is a messenger RNA of Culex quinquefasciatus (southern house mosquito), 876 nucleotides long. RefSeq lists its product as uncharacterized. The record is from RefSeq and is a predicted model, not a curated record. Bases 16 to 876 code for a protein of 286 amino acids. The transcript has 2 exons. Lineage: Eukaryota; Metazoa; Arthropoda; Insecta; Diptera; Culicidae.